Penicillium robsamsonii is the source of this 825-nucleotide messenger RNA. RefSeq names its product fungal specific transcription factor domain-containing protein. The record is from RefSeq and is a predicted model, not a curated record. NCBI's taxonomy places the organism in Eukaryota, Fungi, Ascomycota, Eurotiomycetes, Eurotiales, Aspergillaceae. The transcript is spliced from 2 exons. Bases 1 to 825 code for a protein of 274 amino acids.
AUGACCAACAAACCUUGCAAUGCGAAUGAUGAAGAUAUUGUUGACGGGAUGGUCGGAGUUGGAAAGCCACUCACCCACCCUACAUCGAUGCGAGUUUGCCGCGAAAUCACAGACUGUGCUCCAUUUGGAAUGUCCGAUCCAGGAAGCCCGAACUAUGCGCAUACGAAACAGAUUGACGCCAAAAUUUGCGAAUUCGCCCAGAGUAUACCCUCGUUUUUCUCGUUGGCCCAUAGGUCGGACGAGCUACCAGAAGCCAAUCCUCGGGAAUCUCCUGGAAUAAUCGUACAACGAUAUAUCCUCAAUUUUCUGCUUCAUGCCCAAAGGUGUAGGCUUCACUUGCCUUAUUUGUCGCGAGCGUCUAAGGAUUCUACGUAUGAUUACUCCCGGAAGGCAUGCCUGGAAGCAGCCCGAAUGGUGGUCCGAACUGAGCGCCAACUCUCGUUAGAGAUGAUCCCUUUCGUCUCAGCCCGGCUGAAACUUUCAGCCUUGCUACAUUGUGUCUGCAUGGCGAUAAUUGUUCUUCUCAUAGAUUCUUUUGGGAGUGGUCAUACGCAGGAAAAGGACAUGACGGAAAUUUAUGGGGCAUUUUCAAUACUAGAAGCGGUCAGAGAGGAGUCCCUAUUAGCAGGAACGUUGCUUGAGACCUUCAAGACGGCUCUUCACCGGCACAGUGCCUCGGGUUCAGCUGUUGACGAAAAGUCAACAACGCAAUCUACCUCUCAAGACCCUGAGGCUUCGCCGGGACUUGCCUACAACUCGAGAGCGCUUACAAUCAUGGUGUAUUCAACAGGCAUGAACAGUGGACUGGAGCAGCUUCGUUUCUGA